This is a messenger RNA of Paecilomyces variotii, 474 nucleotides long. Its product is annotated as NEDD8-conjugating enzyme UBC12. Bases 1 to 474 code for a protein of 157 amino acids. The transcript is spliced from 2 exons. Lineage: Eukaryota; Fungi; Ascomycota; Eurotiomycetes; Eurotiales; Thermoascaceae. The record is from RefSeq and is a predicted model, not a curated record.
AUGCUGACAUGGCGUUUUACGCAUCUAUCAGAUCUGCAGGAGCUCUCUCUCGGAAGCACGAUGAAACUGUCAUUCCCUAACCCAGACGAUAUCCUUAACUUCACCCUCACGAUCGAGCCUGACGAGGGCAUGUAUAAAGGCGGCUCCUUCCACUUCAACUUUGCCAUCAACCAGAACUUUCCGCACGACCCUCCCAAAGUCAAGUGCACGCAGAAGAUCUACCAUCCCAACAUCGACCUGGAAGGAAACGUGUGUCUGAAUAUUCUGCGAGAGGACUGGAAGCCGGUGCUGAACUUGAAUGCCGUGAUUGUGGGAUUGCAGUUUCUCUUCCUCGAGCCUAACGCGUCCGAUCCCUUGAACAAGGAGGCGGCCGAAGACCUACGUACGAACCGGGAUGGCUUCAAGCGCAAUGUGCGGUCGUCUAUGGCUGGUGGAUCCGUCCGUGGUAUACAAUAUGAGCGCGUGAUGCGAUAA